Molecule: messenger RNA, 309 nt
Organism: Rotaria sordida
Lineage: Eukaryota; Metazoa; Rotifera; Eurotatoria; Philodinida; Philodinidae
Source: the annotation of a GenBank genome assembly
AUGCAAACAAAAACUUUUCUUAUGUUAUUUUCUAUUAUCGUUGUACUUUUAAUCGAUGUCAAUGAUGGUGCACUAGCAGCUCCAAAGUUGGUAGCAGUUAAGGAAGAGUCAUCUAAACCUACAAUCAUUUGUACAGCAUGGAAAACAAAUACCGAUGCAAGAAGUAAAAAAUUCUUCAAUGAAAAUAAACCAAUAAUAUCAAAAAAACUUCAAACUAUUCAUAAAAUACCAACAACAUUUGUUCCUAAACCAUCGAAAGUAGCAACACAAGUUGUUAAUGGUUUUCUCCAUCAUUAUUUAGUUAAAUAA